Molecule: messenger RNA, 1457 nt
Organism: Telopea speciosissima
Lineage: Eukaryota; Viridiplantae; Streptophyta; Magnoliopsida; Proteales; Proteaceae
Product: guanine nucleotide-binding protein subunit beta-like
Exons: 6
Coding region: 129-1262 (377 amino acids)
Biological process (GO): G protein-coupled receptor signaling pathway
Cellular component (GO): cytoplasm; heterotrimeric G-protein complex
Molecular function (GO): signaling receptor complex adaptor activity; protein binding
Source: RefSeq, a predicted model, not a curated record
GUUUCGUUUAUGGCUACAAGAUUCUCGUUUAGAAAUGGAAUUUAAGGCAUACAUCGAUCUCGAGACGACGAAGCUGUAAUGGCUGAAAAUUUUUGAUUUACCAGUUCGAGGCAUUCUAGGGUUUAAAGAUGUCCAUCGCGGAGCUGAACGAGCAGAAUAUAUCUGCCACCGCGACUGUGAAUGCUCUCAAAGAACGUUUGAAGCAGAAACGGCGUCUUCUUCUCGACGCUGAUGUUGCUGGGUAUGCUAGGUCGCAGGGACGAUCGGCUGUUAGCUUUGGCCCCACGGAUCUUGUCUGCUGUAGAACUUUGCAAGGACAUACCGCGAAGGUGUAUUCGUUGGACUGGACUACUGAAAGGAAUCGAAUUGUCAGUGCAUCUCAAGAUGGGAGGCUAAUUGUUUGGAAUGCUCUAACAAGCCAGAAAACUCAUGCUAUAAAGCUGCCUUGUGCAUGGGUUAUGACGUGUACCUUCUCUCCAAGUGGUCAGUCUGUUGCAUGUGGUGGGCUUGAUAGUAUAUGCUCUAUCUUCAGUCUAAACUCUCCCAGUGACAAGGAUGGGUACCUACCAGUGUCAAGGACGCUGAGUGGGCAUAAGGGUUAUGUAUCGUCAUGUCAGUUUGUUCCUGAUGAUUACACUCACUUAAUAACCAGUUCUGGUGAUCAGACAUGUGUUUUGUGGGACAUCACUACAGGCCAGAGAAUUUCUGUCUUUGGAGGUGAAUUUCUGUCAGGGCACACAGCUGAUGUUUUGAGUGUAUCAAUAAAUGGAUCAAACCCCAAGAUGUUUGUCUCUGGUUCAUGUGAUGCAACAGCCCGAUUAUGGGAUACUCGCAUUGCAAGUCGUGCAGUCCGAACAUAUCAUGGCCAUGCAGGGGAUGUUAACACGGUUAAAUUUUUCCCAGAUGGCCAGAGAUUUGGGACGGGUUCUGAUGAUGGGACAUGUAGGUUAUUUGACAUGAGGACUGGACAUGAGCUCCAAGUCUACCAUCAGCAGCAUAGUGAUAAUGGUGUUCCUCUUGUGACCUCCAUUACCUUCUCAAUAUCAGGGACCCUUCUAUUUGCUGGUUACUCGAAUGGUAAUUGCUACGUAUGGGACACCCUAUUGGCAAAGGUGGUUCUGAACUUGGGAUCUCUGCAAAACUCUCACAAGGGCCGGAUCGCAUGUUUAGGAUUGUCAGCUGAUGGGAGUGCCUUAUGUACAGGAAGUUGGGACAAAAACCUGAAGAUAUGGGCUUUUGGAGGGCAUAGGAGAGCACUCUGAAAUAUUUAUAAGGUGGAGUCUUCUGCCCAUCUCCCACUCGUUAUUUUCAUUCUUCCGAUGCUUUGUUUGACGCGACCUUCUACCAUCAGUUCUUCGUCUUUGAAAAGCCAUAAUGCCCAAGACACUUUCAUCUUGUAAUGCCUUAAAGGAGACAAUGGAACACACAGAAAUUGGUGUCUUUACAAUUAUCUUCAA